AUGUCUAAAUACGUUCCUCCUUCAAAAAGAAAUGAUUCUGAUGCUCAAUCCACGCAGAACUCUGGCUACAACGGUGGCAGAGGUGGUUAUAACGGUGGUAGAGGUGGCUACAACAGUGGCAGAGGUGGUUACAACGGUGGUAGAGGUGGCUACAACAGUGGCAGAGGUGGCUACAGUAGUGGCAGAGGUGGUUACAACAACGGCUACAACAACGGUGGUAGAGGUGGUUAUGGUUAUAGAAACAACUCCGAUAACACAUACUUUAAUCCAAGAUUUCAAACCCAGAAUAGAGAAUAUGGUAGAUGGUCUCACGGUGAACAUAUUCCAGCGGAAAAAAACCCAGCUAUUGAAGCCAAAUUGUUUGGUACUGCUGAAGAACCAGUUGGUCAAACCUCUGGUAUUAAUUUUGACAACUAUGAUGACAUCCCAACUGAAGCCACUGGUAAUGAUGUUCCAGAUGAAAUCACUGAAUUUACUUCUCCCCCAUUAAAUGAAUUGUUACUAGAAAAUAUUCGUUUGGCACAUUUCACUAGACCAACUCCUGUACAAAAAUAUUCCAUCCCAAUUGUUGCUGCUGGUAGAGAUUUAAUGGCUUGUGCCCAAACUGGUUCCGGUAAGACUGGUGGGUUUUUGUUCCCAAUUUUAAGUGAGUGUUUUGAUAAGGGUCCUGCUCCUACUCCAAAAGCUGAUGACGGUCCAUACUCUGGUCCAAAGGUCACUUACCCAACAGGUUUAAUUUUGGCUCCAACAAGAGAAUUGGCCACCCAAAUCUAUGAUGAAGCUAGAAAGUUUUGUUAUAGAUCUUGGGUCAAACCAUGUGUUGUUUAUGGUGGUGCUAACAUCGAAACUCAAAUCAGAAACAUCAAUCAAGGUUGUGGUUUAUUAGUUGCUACUCCAGGUCGUUUAAUUGAUAUGAUUGAACGUGGGAGUAUUAAUUUAGCUAACAUCAAGUAUUUGGUUUUGGAUGAGGCAGAUAGAAUGCUAGACAUGGGUUUCGAACCUCAAAUCAGAAACAUUGUUGAAAACUCUGACAUGCCAGGAUGCGAAAACCGUCAAACUUUAAUGUUUUCUGCUACUUUCCCAGAAGAUAUCCAACAGUUGGCUCAUGAUUUCUUAAAAGAUUAUAUUUUCUGUACCAUUGGUAGAGUUGGUUCUACCUCUGAAAAUAUUACCCAAAAAAUAUUGUACGUUGAAGAACAUGACAAACAAAAUGCUUUAGUUGAAUUACUAGAUGCCGAGGGGCCUCAAUUGACUUUAGUUUUUGUUCAAACUAAAAGAUUAGCUGAUAUGCUAACUGACUUUUUAAUCAUUAGUGGUUACAAAGCAACUGCAAUUCACGGUGACCGUACUCAACGUGAACGUGAACGUGCCUUGAGUGCUUUUAAAAAUGGGGCUGCCAAUAUUUUGGUUGCCACUGCCGUUGCUGCCAGAGGUUUAGAUAUUCCUAAUGUCAAGCAUGUUAUUAACUAUGAUUUACCUGCUGAUGUUGACGAUUAUGUUCAUCGUAUUGGUAGAACUGGUCGUGCUGGUAACACUGGUAAUGCUACCUCUUUCUUUAACGGUGAGAACAAGAAGCUUGCUGGGGAUAUGGUUGAUUUGUUGGAAGAAGCUAAACAAGAUGUUCCAGCCUUUUUGAUCUCCAUGUCAAGACAAAGUGGUAGUAAAAGAGGGGGAUUCCGUGGCAAUAAUACCAGGGAUUUCCGUAACAAUUCUAACUAUUCUAGAGGUGGCUUUUCCAGAAACAAUAACUCUAGAGGUAACAGCGGCUACGGUAGUAAUAAUUAUGCUAACAAUGGUGGCUGGGGCUCAUCUUCUGGUUCCUUUGGUGGUAACAGUAACUGGGGCUCCUCCGAGUCUAAUUGGUCUGCUCCUAGCUCCAACAAUAACAAAUCUUGGUGGUGA
This is a messenger RNA of Saccharomycodes ludwigii, 1902 nucleotides long. RefSeq names its product DEAD/DEAH box helicase. Gene Ontology annotation, cellular component: nucleus. The coding region runs from base 1 to 1902 and encodes 633 amino acids. The transcript has a single exon. The record is from RefSeq and is a predicted model, not a curated record. Gene Ontology annotation, molecular function: RNA helicase activity; RNA binding; ATP binding. Lineage: Eukaryota; Fungi; Ascomycota; Saccharomycetes; Saccharomycodales; Saccharomycodaceae.